AUGACGUCGCCGAAGAGUGUCAAGGUACGCAAGAUGGAGACUUCAACGAGAAGCUGGACGGCGAGAUCGAUCCUGGGCUCGGAAUUUACAGAAGCUCCUCCGCUGCAGGAGGUUUAUGUGGGCGUUUUGAAGCAACGGAAGGACACCUCCACCGCGAUCAAAAGCAUAUCUGCCGCUUUGCCGGGAUUCGGUCAUCUGAAGCGCUGUUCCAACGGAAAACUGCUUCUGGCUCCGCUCCGCUCGGAUGAAUCAUCACGUGAAAAAGGCCACGACAUUUCUCUCAGUGAAAAUCAGCUUAAGACUCAGCUGAAGGAGAGAGGAUUCGAUCUCUCCUUGCUGCAGGAGAAAUUCCAGGUGACGAAGGUGCCAGCCAAGGCGCCAAGAACCAAGUUACAGGCCGGAGAAGGUUCGAAGAUCUGGCCGGUAAACUUUCAUCCUGAUCAGACGAUCGAGAGCCUGAUCGACGGCUCGAUCUUCGAUGAGGAUUGUUUGCACGCGAUCGAGCGGAUCAUGUCGCUGGUAAUAGAGACCGCCAGGUUGAAGGCGGUCGGCGACGACCGCUGCACCGGCGCCGCGGCGAUCGUCGAUCCCGAGGACGGGAGAAUCCUGACGGUGGCCGCCGCGAGACUCGACAGACAUCCCAUGUGGCAUGCCGCCAUGCUGGCGGUGGAUCUCGUUGCCAGACUUCACGGCGGUGGUGCGUGGGAAUUGAACGACGAGGAAUGCGAAGAAACGAGAAGACGAACAGACGCUACCGAUGAGGAAGAUACGUUCGGCGACGGAAGUACAGAUCCGAACGGCACGACUGAAAAUCAGAGCUCGAAGAGGCUGAGACGAAUCAAGAGAAGAUACGAGGAAGAGACACCGCUCUGUUAUCCGAGAUCUCUGUCCUCGCUGCAGUUUCCAGUUCAAACGUCCCUCGAGACGCAAGUCGUGCGGAAAGGGCGAAGGAACAACGGUGCCAAGGUCGAGAGCGCGAAGCAGAAGGAAUGCGAAGAUAACGCGAAGAAAUGCGGGCCGUAUCUCUGCACGGGUUAUUGGGUGUUCCUGCUGAUGGAACCGUGUCCACUCUGCGCGAUGGCAUUGCUGCAUUCCAGAGUCGCGCGAAUCUUUUAUGGCACGGCCAAUCGGAGUGUCGGAGUUCUCGGCUCCAAGGCGAUUUUGCAUAUGGUGCCGGGUUUGAACCAUCGAUACCGGGUCUGGAGCGGAGUCCUGGAACGAGAGUGCCGAAUGGCAGUGGAAGAAAUCAACGCUCGCAGAAGUCGCGAGUCUGAGUGA
Wasmannia auropunctata (little fire ant) is the source of this 1278-nucleotide messenger RNA. Its product is annotated as probable inactive tRNA-specific adenosine deaminase-like protein 3. The transcript has a single exon. Gene Ontology annotation, molecular function: tRNA-specific adenosine-34 deaminase activity. Gene Ontology annotation, cellular component: nucleus; cytoplasm. The coding region runs from base 1 to 1278 and encodes 425 amino acids. The record is from RefSeq and is a predicted model, not a curated record. Lineage: Eukaryota; Metazoa; Arthropoda; Insecta; Hymenoptera; Formicidae.